CAGGUCACUUUCAACAUGGAGAGUGGAGCAGGGAGGCACUGGACUGAGGAGGAGGUGAAAGCCCUGCUCAGCGUCUGGGCUGAGAAAAGCAUCCGAAAGCAACUCCAUGGCACCCUCAGGAAUAAAGGGAUCUUCAUUUACGUUGCCAAGAGGCUGCAGGAGAUGGGCAUCUGCAGGGACUGGAAACAGUGCCGUGCAAAGUAUAAAAACCUCAAGUAUGAAUAUAGGACGGUUAAAUACGCCCACCACUCAGGGGAUGCGACCAAGACCAUGAAGUUCUUCCAUGAGUUGGAUGCCAUAUUGCAACAUGAGCCCGCCACUCAGCUCUCAGAGGAAGACAACAGCAGGUGCUCAGCCCAUGAGACCAUAAGGGCCACCACCAGGGAGAACAAUGAAGGUGAAGUCUCAGUUACACUGGAAGAUGAUGAUGACGCUCCUGCAAAUCCACUACUUUUUAUUUCCCGCUGCAGACCCAUUCAACUUGGUAAUACAUAUCUGUGUCUUUCUCCUAUCCUACCUGAUGCAGGUAACCCAACCACAAUACUUGACUCAUCCAAAAAUGUGUCCUUCAUACCAUCUGUAGCAAAUGAAGGAGGAAAGCACUGGACUCUUAAUGAAGUCAGAGCUCUAAUACGGGUAUGGUCAGACAAAAGCAUCCAGCAACAACUGGAGGGGACAGUGAGAAACAAAAGAAUAUUUGAACACGUUGCUGCUAGACUCCAAAAGUUUGGAAUUGACAGGGACUGGAAGCAGUGCAGGACAAAAUAUAAAAAUCUAAAACACGAAUACAAAAGUGUUAAAGAUGCCCGCUACUCAGGCAACACAAACAAAAAUAUGAAGUUUUUUAGAGAACUGGAUGCUAUUUUGGGACACGGUCAUGUGGAUAAAACAAGGAGAUCAGAUCAUAACAACAGCAGCGAGGAGCCUACAGACUGGGUUGUAAGGAGGACAGAAAAGAAUGCUAAAGGUACUGGUGAAGAGGACUCAGUCAGUAAUACAUCAGGAGACCUGGGGUUUGCAGACACAAGGAAAGCAACAGAUACAGUAGACAGAGAUAACAACACAAAUGGCCAUGUGGAAGAACAAAUUAGCACACACUUGAAGGAAGAUAUAAAAGAAGAAAUUACUGAUUUAGUGAUUCCUGAAGAUGGUGAUCCCAUUAAUGAUGCUCCAGAAGUUAUAGAGUUCCCACAGAUAAAACAAGAGCCAAUCGAAGUAGAUGAUGAUUCUAUCAGCACUGCCUCAGAGGACGCGCCUGGAUUCUCAGUGUAUAAAGAGAUACCUGGGAUAGACAACCGAAUGUCCUUGGAUGAAGCACAGACUCACUUUAGGGUUGUCACAAUUAAUGACACAGGAACAGGAAAGCACUGGUGUGACAAUGAAGUUAGAGCUCUGAUAAAUAUAUGGUCCAACGAGGAGAUUCAGCAAAUGCUCGAAGGAGCAACAAGAAAUAAAGAAAUAUUUGAGGAGAUUGCAAGACGACUAAUGAAAGUUGGAAUAGACAGAGACUGGAAGCAAUGCCGCACCAAGUACAAGAACUUAAAAUAUGAAUACCGUGCACUUCAGAAAGAAAAUGAUCAGCAUGGCAAUGCAAGAAGAAAAAUGCGUUUUUAUGAUGAGAUUGAUUGCAUUCUGAAAAGCCAUCCCUCAGAGACAGGAACAGAAGUUACCACAGAUACAUCACUGAGAGUCAAGAGAAAAUCAUCUGAAGAAGAACCUUCGUCUAUUCAGUUUAAGAAAAGUGCUUCUGAGAAUAUAGUAGUCCAUUCACAACCAUGUAUACCUGACACCAUGCAUACGGUCAUCAAAAACCGAAGGAUGCCUUUCGAGAGGUUUUACAAGCAGGAAGAAAUGCAGGAUAACAACAGAAUACAAAUGAAUGACAUUCCUCCUUCCGCACAACAGGCGCCUCAGGCUCCUGCUGCAGCAGCUAUGGCUCCUAUUCGCCCUACAGAACUUAAACUUGGCAAAAAAAUAAAUGAGGGGAAAACAAAGGAGGUUUAUGAAUUGCCCAACAUCCCUGGAUGUGUGCUUUUACAAUCAAAAGACCAGAUAACAGCUGGAAAUGCAGCUCGAAAGGAUCUCAUGGAGGGGAAGGCUGCAAUCUCAAAUACCACAACAUGUGCUGUCUUUCAGUUGCUUCAGGAAUCUGGAAUCAAAACUGCAUUUGUGAGAAAACACAGCGACUCAGCCUUUAUAGCUGCUCAUUGUGAAAUGAUUCCAAUUGAAUGGGUUUGCAGGAGAAUUGCUACAGGCUCUUUCCUGAAAAGAAAUCCUGGUGUUGAAGAAGGCUACAGAUUUUACCCUCCUAAAAUUGAGAUGUUUUAUAAGGAUGAUGCAGCAAAUGAUCCACAAUGGUCUGAUGAGCAACUCAUUGAAGUGAAGUUCCGGUUUGCUGGCCUUGAAAUUGGACGAACUGAAGUUGAUAUUAUGGCUCAGUCUACCCGAGCUAUUUUUGAAAUACUUGAGAAAGCAUGGCAGCCCCUGAACUGUACUUUAGUGGACAUGAAGGUUGAGUUUGGUGUUAGUGUGGCUACAAAAGAGAUUGUUCUUGCCGAUGUCAUUGAUAAUGAUUCUUGGCGGUUGUGGCCAUCUGGAGACAGAAAACAGCAGAAAGACAAACAGUCAUACCGUGAUCUCAAAGAAGUAACCCCUGAAGCACUGCAGAUGGUGAAGAGAAACUUCGAAUGGGUGGCCGAAAGAGUGGAGAUGUUGCUGAAACCACAGAGCCAGGGCAGAGUGGUUGUGCUUAUGGGCUCAACUUCAGAUCUUGCUCACUGUGAGAAAAUUAAAAAGGCCUGUGGAAGCUUUGGCAUUCCUUGUGAAUUACGAGUGACUUCUGCUCAUAAAGGACCAGAUGAAACACUAAGAAUCAAAGCUGAAUAUGAAGGUGAUGGCAUUGCUACGGUGUUCAUAGCAGUGGCUGGGAGAAGCAAUGGAUUGGGACCUGUGAUGUCUGGGAACACUGCAUAUCCUGUCAUCAACUGUCCUCCAUUGUCUGCAGAUUGGGGUGCUCAGGAUAUAUGGUCAUCACUGAGACUGCCCAGUGGUCUUGGUUGUUCCACAAUUCUUUCACCUGAAGGUGCUGCACAGUUUGCUGCUCAGGUUUUUGGGCUGAAUAAUCACUUUAUUUGGGCCAAGCUGCGGUCAAGUAUGUUGAAUACAUGGAUCUCCUUGAAGCAGGCUGACAAAAAGAUAAGAGAAGGCACUGCAUAGAAGAUUUCUUGAUGGUGUACUAUUUCUUAGACAAGAACUCCUCUCAUAACAGAAACUAACUUUUAUAGUUCUUUUGUCUGAUGUUUUUGCAGAGGUGGCGUUUUUCUUCCAGACAACUGAAGACUAACUGGUUUUUUGGAAGCUAGAACAUCAUAUUACUCUAAUAGAAUCAUUUUCACUGCUCUGUACUGAUAUAUAAUCUUGUUGAGAAUAUGCCCACUAGUGAUUCACCAAAACUUUGUAUUCAAAACUUAGCAAUAACAAAUAGAUUAAAAUAAUAAGACCCUAUUCUGGAAUGUAAUUUGGCAUGGUAUUUGUGGACCUAUCUGUGCUGAAGAGAAAGAUAUCAAAAAUAAGUCACUACAACUGAUAAUAAAAACAUAUUUCAAUGUUG
This is a messenger RNA of Anolis carolinensis (green anole), 3610 nucleotides long. RefSeq names its product phosphoribosylaminoimidazole carboxylase and phosphoribosylaminoimidazolesuccinocarboxamide synthase (gene paics). Gene Ontology annotation, molecular function: phosphoribosylaminoimidazolesuccinocarboxamide synthase activity. Lineage: Eukaryota; Metazoa; Chordata; Lepidosauria; Squamata; Anolidae. The record is from RefSeq and is a predicted model, not a curated record. The transcript has 19 exons. Gene Ontology annotation, biological process: 'de novo' IMP biosynthetic process. Gene Ontology annotation, cellular component: cytosol. Bases 16 to 3216 code for a protein of 1066 amino acids.